Molecule: messenger RNA, 792 nt
Organism: Cyphellophora europaea CBS 101466
Lineage: Eukaryota; Fungi; Ascomycota; Eurotiomycetes; Chaetothyriales; Cyphellophoraceae
Exons: 1
Coding region: 1-792 (263 amino acids)
Source: RefSeq, a predicted model, not a curated record
AUGGACAAUAUGGGCAUGAGCCAGCCCUGCCUCUCGCAGUGGGGAGGCAUUGACGCCUCAAAGAGAUUCCCCUACACCUCAUUCGAACAGCCCCCACCUCCAGCUCCCUCGACCGCCGAAAUGCCAAACCCGUUUGAGAUUUCACCAUCAGCCAGUUCGCGGUCGCUGGACACCAUGAUGGGAUCCGACCUGUCCAUGCCAUGGAAUACCGGCUUUUCAUUCUCGUCUACCCCCGCAACUAUGUCAAAUAGUCCGCCCGACAGUGACGGUUUGGACCACGGCAAUGACCACUACGCCAAUCUUCUUAGCUGUACGAAGCAAGUGCGACUGUGCUAUGCGACGCUGCAGUCUCAAAUCCGUGGCACUAUGCGCGGCCAGCGGUGCCCUCAGCCUCAACUCGAAGCUGCUUUGAAAAUUGUGGAAAGCUCCUGUCGCGCCUCUUGCGACAUCCUUCGCCAUUCGUCGUCGUCCUCUGCAUCCAUGCCGUCGCCUAACUGGUCUCUGAUCGCUCAAGCCAUCACCCUCGUUUUCAAUAUCAUCGACAUCUGCGAGCUACUGGUGGAGGGUACAGUGGGCCCACAGGCUGAUGGCGGCGCCGUGGCCACUACCCGGCAGACGACUUUGGACGACCUCUACGUUAUCAAACGCUUAGAGUUGAGUGUCGUGCAGACACGCAUGUCGCUCAACCAAGUGCAGGACCUGAAUCAGAGCUUUGCAUCGCUAGUACAGGGAACGAAAUCGCGCAUCAUGGCACUGCAGGCGCUGUUUGAAAGCGUCAAAUGUUCGCAUUAG